Molecule: messenger RNA, 1248 nt
Organism: Rosa rugosa (rugosa rose)
Lineage: Eukaryota; Viridiplantae; Streptophyta; Magnoliopsida; Rosales; Rosaceae
Product: F-box/kelch-repeat protein At3g16740-like
Exons: 1
Coding region: 1-1248 (415 amino acids)
Molecular function (GO): protein binding
Source: RefSeq, a predicted model, not a curated record
AUGGCAGAGUGCAAAUUGCCAAGAGUGAUGGUGAUACAAAUCUUAUCCAGAAUGCCUCCGAAAUCUCUAAUGCGAUUCAAGUGCAUUCAUAAGUCAUGGAAUUCUCUGAUCAAUAGUCGCCAUGUCGUAGCUAAGCAUCUCCAGUUUCACAACAACGUAUCCUCUUCCACUACCAUCCUUCUAAGGCGUCCUGUAAUCUGGAGAACCGAAACUAAGAAUGAGGAAAUCGUUUUUUCUUUGCUUACUCUUCGCAAUGAGAAUAAUGGUGAUGAGGAUAACCUAGAUUAUGACAUCGAGGACAUCCAGUUUCCGCCUUCAAUUGGUCUAAAAACUAGGGCACAAUUUAUUGAGAAUCCUGGUCCAACUUAUGAAUGUGCAGAUAUUGUGGGUCAUUGUGGUGGAAUAAUCUGUCUCUCUCUUUAUGCUGCAGGCGACCUUGUCUUAUACAAUCCCGCAAUUAGGGAAUUCAAGCUUAUACCCGAGCCAUGCCUCCCACGCCCCCGUCAGUUUUAUUUCCGUUGUGAUGCAUUUGGUUAUGAUCCCAAGUCUGAAGAUUAUAUACUUGUUAACGUUGCAAGUUAUGGUGAAAAUAGAUACGAUGAUGACCGUCUCGUUAUUGAACCUCUGAGAGCAGAGAUGUACACACUGGGUACUGAUUCUUGGGGAGAGAUCAAGAUUCACAAUUUGGAAACCGAAACUACUAUGUUUCGGCCUAAUCACUUCCAGGUGUAUUUCAAGGGAAACUGCUACGGGUUGGCAGAAGAAAUCAAGAAGGAAUUCAUCUCAUCGUUUGACAGUCUUGAGGAGUAUUACAUUAGGGAAGUAAUCGUUUGGUUUAACACGAGCGAUCGGGUUUUCCAUAGUGCAUUGACUCCUGAUUGUUUGUAUCGAUAUCCAGCGCAUGACUUCACUCUUACAGUGUGGAACAAUUUCGUUGCUCUUUUUGGCUAUAAUCGUUGUGGAAGUAAACCAUUUGAAAUUUGGGUGAUGGGUGACUCUGAUGGUUUCACUUGUUCAUGGAUAAAGCACCUAUCGGUUAACAUUACGGAAUCUCCUCAGCCAUUGGUACUUUGGGAGAGCAACCAGAGUCUUUUGGUGUCCCCGCGUAUACGAGUAGCCUUGUACAGCUUUGCAACCAAAACGUUCAAGUAUUUACCACUAUGUGCUGCUGAACAUUUCGAUGCUAUACCUCUUGUGAAUAGUAUAGUUCCACUCAAUAGGGACCUAGUUUGUGCUGACAUUUCUUGA